This is a messenger RNA of Pseudogymnoascus destructans, 1105 nucleotides long. RefSeq lists its product as uncharacterized. The transcript is spliced from 4 exons. NCBI's taxonomy places the organism in Eukaryota, Fungi, Ascomycota, Leotiomycetes, Thelebolales, Thelebolaceae. The coding region runs from base 1 to 864 and encodes 287 amino acids. The record is from RefSeq and is a predicted model, not a curated record.
AUGGCCAAGACAUCAGCAGUGCCGCCAGCAGACAAAAUAUUCGCUGGCAAGGUCUUUGUCCUACAAGGCGAUUUUGGGCGUUUCCCUCGAACUCACCUAAACAUCGCGCGUCUAAUCGCCCGCCACGGCGGCCGCGUCGACAGCACAGUAACAGACCGAACCACCCUCCUCGUAACCACCAUCGAGGAGUUCCAGAAGCGAUCCUCUGCGAUCGAGAAGGCAAUUUCAUUGGGGAAGGCGAGAUGCAGAAUCGUUCAGUGGGAUUAUGUGGAAGAUUCCAUUUUCACCAAGAAUGGGAAGCCGAGAGUCAUUUCGGCGAAUUUUCAUGAGAUUCAAAGUGUGUUGAAGAGACAGAAUCGUCUCAGCGAGGCAAAAGCUAUUUACAAGAAAACGUUUAUUAAGGAUGCCAAUUCCAUGAAGGGAUUGGCCGAUCCGGGCCUCCACCAUGUCUACGUCGACACCACAGCCUUCAAAUAUCUCGUGGUCUUAAGCUGCCUCACAAAAAUCGACUCCAAAACCCGAGUCGAAAAAUACACCCUCCUCCUCUUCGAAUCCAACGCCUCCCCCUACACCUACACCGUCGGCGCGAAAUUCAACCGCCCCGGCGCCGCCACCACCUACAUCAAAGAAUACAUGGUCCCCUCCACCUUCGACGUCGCCUUCCGACAGUUCCGGAAGUUCUUCAGGAUUAAGGCGGGGAUUGACUGGGAUUGCAGGUUGGAUGGGGUGAGGGGGGGGGAGGAGGCGUUCGUGUAUGUGCCGCCGGUGAGGGGGGAGCCGAGGGGGGUGAUGCCGAAGGAUUGGAAAGAACCAGAGUCGAAUAAACCCGACAAUGGAUUGGACAAGCAGGCGGGUAGUGGUUGAUUGGGGUCAUUGGGGGAUGUUGUCCUCGAGAAGAGUACGAUGCUGCGCCCCUUUUUUUUUCCAAUCUGGAGUCGUGAGCGCUUUCUGCGGUUGGGGGUAGGUAUGACCAGGCACUCGACGGAUUUCUUUCUGGUGGGGAAUGGGUGUCUGCAUUGCUUUAUGGGAGGGGGGAUGGAACUGGAUUUUACAAGUUUGGGAAACGGACGCAAGCUUAGCAACGGCAUGGAGAACAGAAACAGCA